Messenger RNA from Symbiodinium sp. CCMP2456, 987 nucleotides. The record is from the annotation of a GenBank genome assembly. Lineage: Eukaryota; Dinophyceae; Suessiales; Symbiodiniaceae.
AUGAACCCGAUCUGGAGCAGGAUCGCGGAGGCUCUGCCCAUGUGGUUGGCGCCGAAUCUGGUCACCGUUAUUGGCUUCGUGCCUUUGUGCGUCGUUUUCGUGGCAUCGUGGUACAGCGACCCCUUCUUUGGCCAAGCUCCGCCUCGAUGGCUGUCUUUCAGCUGGUGCGGUACAAUGCUGUUCUACCAGACGAUGGACGCUGUUGAUGGCAAGCAAGCUCGCCGCACCGGCUCCUCUUCGCCAUUGGGCCAGCUUUUCGACCAUGGCCUUGACUGUGUGUCGAACUUGCUGCAGCACGCGGCCGUGGCGUCGAUCGCAUGCAGCAGCAGCAUGCCCUGGAUAUUGUUCUCGAUGGAAUCUAUGAUGAUCGGCUUUCUGCUGGCAGCGUGGCAGGAGUACCACACCGGCGUGUUCCCCACGGCGGCCGGUGAAGUGGGCGUCACUGAGUGUCAGUUCAGCGUGAUGUCGACGAUGCUGCUGGCUGGUGUACUUGGUCCAGAGGUGUGGCAAGGCUUUUUGCUGGCGGCACCUGACAGCCUUCUACUUAAGGCGACUGCAGCUGUCGUUUGCGCCAUGUGGGUGGCGCCAGUGGUUACCACCCUCAAAGCUGCUGGACCCAUCGCGAUACAGGAGCUGGUGCCGAUAGCCGCCACUUUCGUUGCUGCUCGAUUCUGGCAGCCUGAGUUGCUGGCCUCUUCGCCACGCCUUGUGCUGCUACUCACGGGGUUGAACCUCUUCUGGAUGAACAUACAGCUCAUCGUGUUCACCAUGGCGAGGAUGCCUUACUCCCCGGCCCAAUGGUGCGUGCUACCUUUCGUGGCUUCAGUGGGUGCAUCUUGGGCACUACCUGUUUCGACAGCAAGAAGCCUUCUCAUCUUCCACACCCUUGUUUUCGGGAGCUGGCUGCUGGUGUGGAAUGCAUCGGUGGUGCAGCAGCUCAAGCUGAAAUUGGGAGUGUCCAUGUUUUCCAUCAAGAAAUGCUCUUGA